Messenger RNA from Psammomys obesus (fat sand rat), 2702 nucleotides. RefSeq names its product dishevelled binding antagonist of beta catenin 2 (gene Dact2). Gene Ontology annotation, cellular component: cytoplasm. NCBI's taxonomy places the organism in Eukaryota, Metazoa, Chordata, Mammalia, Rodentia, Muridae. The record is from RefSeq and is a predicted model, not a curated record. Gene Ontology annotation, biological process: negative regulation of nodal signaling pathway. The transcript is spliced from 4 exons. Bases 178 to 2355 code for a protein of 725 amino acids.
AGAGUCCCGGUGCGCGGCUGCGCGGGGAGCGCGCUGCGGGGCGCGAGCCGGGGAACGGCGCGCCGAGCCCGGGGUUGACUGCGCACCGCCUCUGCGGCGGACGCAGCCUCGGGGCGGCGGCGGCGGCGGCGGCGCGCCAGUCGGGCCGCGCACAGGGCUGCGCACAGGGCUGCGGUGAUGGGGAUGCGCGGACUCGAUUUGGCCUGGCAGGAGUCUGCGCACGCACGGGACUCAUCCCCGGAGCGGGUCAUCCGGCCGCACAGCGUGACCUCGAGGCUAAGGCGGCAGGAUGCUGGCCUGAAGACCCACUUGGACCAGCUGGACCAGCAGAUAAGCGAACUGCAGCUGGAUGUGAGCAGGUCGUCCUGCGAGGCCCUGGACAGUGACAGCAGGCCCAGCUCAGGUUUCUAUGAGCUGAGUGACGCUGGUUCCUGCUCCCUGUCUACCUCCUGUGCAUCUGUCUGCAGUGACCGCCUCUCCCCGUCCCUGGGCAGCUGGCUGCCUGUGUUCCAGCCCUCUAAGCCCAGGUCUGCUAUGGGGGACUGGAGACCCCGCUCUGCGGAUGAGACCACCGUCCCUGUGUGGAGCCCACAGUCCAGUGGAGAAGAUAGCAGGCUUUUGCAUGGUGAAGUGGACGCAGGCCGGCCAAGGGGCAUGUUCCGGCCCAGACCAGUGUCUACAGGCGAUCUUGAGCGAGUCCUUCCAGCUGACCUGGGGCUUCAGAGAGCUGGUACUGAUCCUGCAUCCUCAUCCCUCUUCUGCCAAGGGAUAGAGGUCCCGGCCCACACAGUGGACCCCAAGUACCAGCGUGAUCUGGUGGCCAGGGGUGGCCAGGAGGUGUAUUCAUAUCCGAGCCCCCUGCAUGCGGUGGCGCUGCAGAGCCCUCUCUUUGCUCUGCCUAAGGAAGCUCCACGUCUCGACAUUCACUCACCUCCCCAGGAGCCCCCUCCUGUCCCUGUUGAUCAGAGCAGGACUCAGACUGGGCCGAUCCGGGAGCUGGGCUCGGCUGAAGCCUACAUCCACAGGCUUUUGCGCCUGCGCGGCCAGACACGCCCCCUGAGAGAUGGGGCUCAGGAGGAGCAGGGAAGCGACGCAGCUCCUUUCCCACAGAGGCCGGGUGGCCAGCGGCCAGGCAGCGGAGGUCAGCUUGAGAAACAGACCUGUGAGAUAGACAGGGGAGGAAUGAAACCAAGUCGGGGUGCCGCCAAGGACAGCUUCAGGCAACAGGGGCCUGUGUCCCUUGUGGAUACGGAGCCCCUUGGGAGCCCCCUAAAGGAGGAAACCGCACCUUGGAAUCCCUGUGUGCGUGGAGACGAUGCUGUAGGCUCCUCUCCCUGCUCCCAGGCUCAGCAGUCCCCUCUUGACUACGGCCAUGGACGAGUCCAAUCACCAUCCAGGGUGCUGGGCCCUGACAGCCCGCCUCUGGCCCCGGGGUCCUUUGCCUACCUACCCUGCACCCUUGCUGAAACAUCCCCAAUGAGGGUAGGCUCUCCCCAGAGCAAGGCCACGAAGGUCCGAAGAAGAGUUAGUGAGAAAGUGCCUCGGCUGGGGAAGCAGCUCCCAUCGCAACCCGAGAGACCGCGGGGAAUUCAUGCUGCGCUCCCCCCAGAGUGGGAGCCCUCGUCCAAGCUCCAGCAGGGAGGGCUCAGCAGUAGGCCCACACUAGCCAGAGAGCCUCCCGGACGCUCUUGCUCUGAGUCCACCCUCUACCCGGUGCCCUUCUUUGUCCCCCUACUGGUGGCCCAGCAGGAAAGUUACCCAGCGUCAUCCCAAGCGCUGUUCCCAAUGGAGGCAGCCCCCCUUAGCUCAGCAGCCAGGAGGAAGCAGCGCAAGUGGCAGUCCACGAUGGAGAUCUCAGCCAAAGCCCGUCCGGUCAGCCGACCUGGGCCCAGCUUGGGCCACCCUCGGUCCCCAGCCAGGAGAGCAGGUGGUCCCCGGGCCCAGAGCAGGCCCACGCUUGCCCGUCAGGAUGCCUGUCUGAGGAGUGAGUCAGACCCCUCGGAGCACUCCGCAGAGUGCGCCUCACUAUUCCACUCCACCAUUGCCGAGACCAGCGAGGACGAGGAGGCCAGUGACCACACUGCCAACCGCUUCGGGGACGAGUCCAGCAGCAACGAUUCAGAAGGCUGUGUCCAGGGCAGCCGCCGUGGCCUGGUGAUAGGCAGUUCAGACGCCGGGCAAGGGGAGCGGCCCUGGCCCCGUGCUUCCCUCCAGCAGUCCCCACGGGCCCCAGGAGGCUCCAGGCCACACCUGCCCCCUGUGCCCAAACUGUGCCGCAUCAAGGCCUCCAAGGCCCUGAAGAAGAAGAUCCGUAGGUUCCAGCCAGCAGCCCUGAAGGUCAUGACCAUGGUGUGACGCCAGGCUUUCAGGACAAGCCUAGGACCCCAGAAGGUGUAAGACUCUUCCGUGCCAUGCGAUGAGCAGAUGCGAUGCCAGCUUGCUUAGGUUUCUCAGUAGUCACCCUCGCUGUGGUUGUGAGUUCUCUGGGCUGAUCUUCCCCGCAGCCAUUUUCAUUGCAUGAUUGUAGCCACAGCUUUGUUCUCCAUACUCUUGCUGGUUUGUGGGGAGAGGUCCCUCCCCAGAGACAUCUUACAUACAUUGCAUCUUGUUGGGGGAACCAAUUUUGAAUUCAGCUCUGUAUUACAGUCAUUAAUAAACCUACACGAUGUUGGUAUGGUUCCAAAUAAACCCCAUUUCCUUCU